Carica papaya (papaya) is the source of this 1243-nucleotide messenger RNA. RefSeq names its product stem-specific protein TSJT1. NCBI's taxonomy places the organism in Eukaryota, Viridiplantae, Streptophyta, Magnoliopsida, Brassicales, Caricaceae. The record is from RefSeq and is a predicted model, not a curated record.
CCCUUGAUAAUCGGCCGUGGUUAGUUUAUCCAUAAAUUGAAGGGUGACUUUGAAAAAAGAAGGGAAGGAAACAACUUGAGCAUUGACUUUAUUGGUGAGCUUUUACGUGGCAUCUACGAUCGAAAUAUGCGUUUUAGAUAAUACUGCCGUCGUGUCAAAUCUCUCUUUUCUCCUCUAUAAAUACUUACUACCAUUUUCUUCUUUUCUUCAUCGUUCAUUCUCUCUCUCGUUGGUAUCUGUUUGUUUGGCAAGAAAAGGGUUUGUUUGUUUUCCAGAAAAGAAGGAAAAGAUGUUGGCUGUAUUCAACAAAGGGUUGGUAAAUCCACCCGAGGAGCUACGCAGUCCGGCCUCAUUGGGUUCAUCCAAGAAACCUAAACUUCCCCAAGAAAUCCUCAAUGAUUUCUCUUCUUCUCAUCCGACAAAUGCUUUCUCUGUUUGCUUUGGAGAUGCAGCUUUGCUCGCUUACUCUCCUUCUCAAAAUUCCCAUUCCAAAUCUCAAAGGUUGUUCUGUGGGUAUAAUGACGUGCAUUGUAUCUUCUUGGGGAGCUUGAACAAUUUAUGCAGCCUGAACAAGCAGUACGGUUUGUCGAAAGGCGGCGAUGAGGCCGUGUUUGCCAUUGAAGCAUACAGGACCCUUCGUGACCGUGGUCCGUAUCCUGCUCACCAGGUCCUCAAGGAUCUUGACGGUGACUUUGGAUUUGUGAUCUAUGAUGCCAAGGCUCAAAAUGUCUUUGUUGCACUGGGUGCAAAUGAAAGGGUGAGGCUUUAUUGGGGAAUUGCAGGUGAUGGGUCUGCUGUGAUAUCUGACAACUUGGCAGCCAUUAAAGAAAGCUGUGCAAAAUCCUUUGCACCAUUUCCAACUGGGUGUAUGUUCCAUAGCGAAGAAGGGUUGAUGAGCUUUGAGCAUCCAAGGAGGAAGAUGAAGGCAAUGCCCAGGAUUGACAGUGAAGGGGUGAUGUGUGGAGCUAAUUUCAAGGUUGAUGUUCAGUCCAAAAUUACCAACAUGCCACGCGUCGGCAGCGAAGCUAAUUGGGCAUUGGGAAGCUAGCUUUGCUUAUUGUAAUGUUCAUGUAUUCUCUGGUUUUUCUUUUUCGAAUUUUAUUUAAAAUGUUGUAUUUGGUUAAAGUUGGAAACAAGUACUUUUUAGCUUUUUAAUCUUCUGGGUUUCUGGUUGAUUUGUAAAAUAUUUGUUUUGUAAAUAAGGAGGAAUCAAGUAACGAAGAGCACUUCAUUUUUCUGUCUC